UGAAAUUGAUGCUAGAGGAGUAAAGGUUGGGAUCUUUACGAAAAGUUGACGAGAGAACAAAUAAUUUCUCCGUAAUAAACUUAAAAAGCCACGAUGAACGAAACGUGGCUACGUACCACCGUCAAGGGAUAAUCCAAAAAGAGUACUCCGCAGCAAUGUGUUAUGAAACUUUGAACUUUUACUAUUACUUAUUAUACAAUAAUUUUAAUAAGCCAGGAUUAUUACAAAAAGAUUAUUGAUAUCAACACUUUUUUUUAAAUUCUAUGUUUCAUUUUUAUGUGACCGAACUGCACCGCACCUAGCAACCAACAAGGCCUAGCAACGAUCACCUCGGCAACGGUUCUCAUUGUAAACAAACAAUUCGUUUUUUGCCGGGCGACAGUGUCCGGCACUUCGAAAAUGAGACUUUCGCCUGAAAUAGAUGCUGAAAUCAAGCGUCUGAAAUCCGAAAUUGAAAAUGAAGAGAAAAUGAAGCACAUGCUCGAACAGAGCAUCAACGAUCUAUGCAAAACUGUAGAGGCCCUGGAAGUUCAGUCGCAGAGCGCUGACGUCAGUGACGAGGAUGAAUGGAAAGUGCGGUAUUACACACAAGUUGAAGUGAACGAGCAACUGGAGCACCAGCGCGACUGGCUGAGGAGCAGGGCAGAAGCUGCUCGAGUGAAUAACAAGGAAGGCCUGACUGAGUAUCUUGCAGAUCUUGACCUGGACAGCCUGACAGAGAACCAGCUGGUACGCUACCUGAAGCAGCUAGAGAAAGACAGAAACGCUGUGUACAAUGAGAUACGUGAUACGGAGUGGAAGUUGGAUCAAGAGUCAAAGGCAUUUCACAAGUUCAAUGACACCAGAAAGGCCUACAUGACCGAAAUUACCGAUGCUAUGCUCAACUUAGAGUCUCUCCGAAACCGCAUAAAGAUUGUCGACAUGACUGAUCCUAAUCCACUUCUGGGUAAAUGUCCAAGGCACCUCAAGUAUCUCAACAUCCAGCCUGACCAGCGGAUCAUUGACCCCCGGAAAGGCCCCAUCCGCAAAACGGCAGCUAUCCGCAGCCUGCCCAAGCUGGCCUCCCCAGACUCAUCUCCCCACGAUGACAAUGUGGAGCAGGCAGCAUCUAGCAGCCCACAGGAUUAGUGCCUUCUGCUACAGAUGUCGAUCAUCUAAUGUUGUAAUUAAGUCUUAACUGAAUUAUGACAAAGUUGCAUCUGGCAUCAAGAAUACCUUUGUUAUACUGAUUUUCAAAUAAGCCUAUAAGAGAAAAUAAUUUGUGAUUUGGUCAUUGCAAAAGAAAUGGAAGUGUUAUUGUGAUGUCUCCGGUAGACGGACGUUUAUGGCCUGCUGAUGGCUUGUCAUGCCUAUACAUGGUGCGUGACCAACGCUAAAUUACACUUUAGCCCUAUGGAUACUUGUCAAUACACAACCAUGCCAUCUGUGAAACUACACAAGAU
Messenger RNA from Dermacentor andersoni, 1442 nucleotides. RefSeq names its product coiled-coil domain-containing protein 169-like. The record is from RefSeq and is a predicted model, not a curated record. Lineage: Eukaryota; Metazoa; Arthropoda; Arachnida; Ixodida; Ixodidae.